AUGUUCUCUAGGCCUUUUAGAAAACACAGAGUUAUUCCUUUGGCCACAUAUAUGCAAAUCUACAAGAAGGGUGAUAUUGUAGACAUCAAGGGAAUGGGUACUGUUCCAAAAGGAAUGCUCCACAAAUGUUAUCAUGGCAAAACUGGGAGAGUCUACAAUGUUACCCAGCAUGCUGUUGGCAUUGUUGUGAAUAAGCAAGUUAAGGGCAAGAUUCUUGCCAAGAGAAUUAAUGUGCGUAUUGAGCAUAUUAUACACUCUAAGAGCCGAAACAGCUUCCUGGAACGUAUGAAGGAAAAUGAUCAGAAAAAGAAGGAAGCCAAAGAGAAAGGUACCUGGGUUCAGGUGAAGCGCCUGCCUGCUCCCCCCCACCCCCCACACACAGAGAAGCACAUUUUGUGA
Molecule: messenger RNA, 399 nt
Organism: Marmota flaviventris (yellow-bellied marmot)
Lineage: Eukaryota; Metazoa; Chordata; Mammalia; Rodentia; Sciuridae
Product: large ribosomal subunit protein eL21-like
Biological process (GO): translation
Cellular component (GO): ribosome
Molecular function (GO): structural constituent of ribosome
Source: RefSeq, a predicted model, not a curated record